Messenger RNA from Epinephelus lanceolatus (giant grouper), 5178 nucleotides. It is a transcript of the gene oprm1, whose product is annotated as opioid receptor, mu 1. Gene Ontology annotation, molecular function: G-protein beta-subunit binding; neuropeptide binding; beta-endorphin receptor activity. The record is from RefSeq and is a predicted model, not a curated record. Gene Ontology annotation, cellular component: plasma membrane; neuron projection. NCBI's taxonomy places the organism in Eukaryota, Metazoa, Chordata, Actinopteri, Perciformes, Serranidae. Gene Ontology annotation, biological process: sensory perception of pain; G protein-coupled opioid receptor signaling pathway; neuropeptide signaling pathway.
UGAGUCUCGCGCAGGCUGGUGUGAACCCUCAUCACACGCGGCCACAUUCUUCAACACGGUGACAUUCACCGGCGGUCCGUCCCGCGCCGGAAACGCAGCGCUUCUCCAGGCAAACAACAGACAGGCACCCAGCGGGGCAUCACACGCACCGAGUCCGCCGACGGACAUCGGAGGGGGAGGCGAGAGACGCGCGCAGCACCUUACCGCACAUACUGAACGAGGACCAUGGAGAGCGGAAGCAACGGCUCGGACGCGAAUUACGGGAGCCAGAUCCCCGUGAUUUACACCAACAGCAGCUUCUGUGGGAACUUCAGCGACGGCAACAACACCACGAGCUUCACGGAGGCGCCAUGCCACAGGGAACGCGGACUGACCGGCAUCAUAGAGGACGACGCCAACCCGGUUAUCAUAGCGAUUGUUAUCACCGCUCUCUACUCCAUCGUGUGCGUGGUGGGGUUGGUUGGAAACGUGCUGGUCAUGUAUAUCAUCGUAAGAUACACCAAAAUGAAGACCGCCACCAACAUCUACAUCUUCAACCUGGCUCUGGCCGACUCCUUGGUCACCAGCACGCUGCCAUUCCAGAGCGUCAACUACCUGAUGGGGACUUGGCCGUUUGGAGACAUACUGUGCAAGAUGGUGAUGUCCAUCGACUACUACAACAUGUUCACCUCCAUCUUCACGCUCACCACCAUGAGCAUCGACCGCUACGUCGCUGUGUGCCACCCAGUCAAAGCGCUGGACUUCAGGACACCGCGUAACGCCAAGAUUGUCAACGUCUGCAACUGGAUCCUCUCCUCGGCCAUCGGGCUGCCUGUCAUGUUCAUGGCCUCCACCGCUGUAACCGUUAGAGAAAAAUCCAGCAUCGUUGACUGCAAACUGAUAUUCCCCCACCCCUCCUGGUACUGGGACACCCUGUUGAAGAUCUGCGUCUUCAUCUUUGCCUUCAUCAUGCCUGUCCUCAUCAUCACCGUCUGCUAUGGCCUUAUGAUCCUCCGGCUGAAGAGUGUGCGCAUGCUAUCGGGCUCCCAGGAGAAGGACAGAAACCUGCGUCGGAUCACCCGUAUGGUCCUGGUGGUGGUUGCAGUCUUCAUUGUGUGCUGGACGCCUAUCCACAUCUUUGUCAUCCUCACAGCUCUGAUCAAUAUCCCCAGCUCCACGCUGCAGACUAUCACCUGGCACUUCUGCAUUGCCCUGGGCUACACCAACAGUAGUCUGAACCCGGUUCUUUACGGCUACCUGGAUGAGAACUUCAAGCGUUGUUUCCGUGAGUUCUGCACCCCGAGUCCCUCGGUGUUAGAGAUGCAAAACUCGUCCCGGACCGGAGCCACCAGCCGCAAGCUCCCACAGCGCGAACACCACAGUGCAAACACAGGAGAAAGGUCCAAUCAGCAGGUAUGACUAGCCUUGGAGGGGUCGUCGGUGGACUCUCGCUGUUGUGGCGGCGUUGCCAACGACGAUCUCAACUCAGAGGUCACGCAGGUCACCACAGGGCUCUGACCACACAAACGCAAACAACUCAUACACACAAACAAUCCAGGCUCAUGACUGAGACUCAAUAGCACAGACUGUUUUGACGAUGUGUCGCAAGCUUAACUGCAGCGCUGCAUCAGGUCAGGCCGUUCACCUGCCGGGCAGUCUAACUGUUACUAACUGCAUGGCUGAGCAAGGCUUUUACUCUUACUGAAACACAUACAGAGAUGGGUUUAAGACAGAUUAAAACAGAAACCAAGUAUCAUUACAGUGCCCCUCCUGACUGAAGAAGCUGUUGCUUUAAAUUGUGCAUUACAGCUUUAUAGAAUUUUUUAUUUAGUUUUUAUUAUUAUUAUCAUUACUAUGACAAGAUAGACUAUACAGACUGAACAUGUGCAGUAAACAAAGACAGACAGAUCUAUAAAAAUCUAUAAAAGCCGCCCACACACCACACUAAUGUUUUUUUUUUUUUUUUUUUGUACGCUCCAGACAAAGCUGCCUCAUUGAUCUAAACCUCCUCUCCUAACCGUUCUCCUGUCGCAGAUACUUGUCUUGUUUGCAGAGUUAAUAUGACUUCAGUCCAGUCAGUCACUUUUCCUCCUGAUGUUUUCUAUUUGUACGUGCAAGAGGACAGUGUAAGGUGCCAGGAAAUGUGGAUUAAUGGGAGUUGACUGGACGGUAAAUAAUCUGAUCUGAUUUUGGACUUGUGAGAGAGGCUCUGCGGCUCCCUCACCACAUGAAGACAUCACUGGACAGGAGGUGUUAUUCAAAGUCAUUUACAGCACAAACGGUGCUCCCUGUCCACCCUCUGUAUGGAGUCCACCCUAUUAACACUGCUCUCAUUGAUUGAUCUCCACAGCACCGUGCUGGCUUUGGUCACUUCAGGAAAAUUGACUGUGUUGACGUACAGCUGUGCUCCCUCCUCUCCAUUCACCUAACCCUUUGUUUUAUAUACUGCCCCUUCAGUCUCCAUCCUUUCAUUUCCUUCUUCGAUCUUUGUUCUGUCUCUGUGAAGCUGUUUUCUACGCUUUUGCUGGACUUUAUCAUUAAGUACACAUACAGUAGAGCGCCUUAUGUUCUCUCUGCUGAAUCUGACAAACUUCUGAAUGUACAGAGUGAGAACCAGCUGUGUGCAUCACACUGGAUCCUUGUGCUGAACUGUGGAUCCUCUAAACCAGCAAAGGCGAUGGCAGCAGCCUGUUUGCGCAGCUCACAGAGCGUGCUAUUGUGGCAUAUAGUGUGAACAUGUGUGUCUACCAGUAUAUGAUUAACCACAGCGUAACAGCCAUUAUAACAGCAAUUGGUUUUAUUGGAGUUACUUCUCCUCUGAAUAAGUUAACAAGUGAGCCAAGCAGGAUUGUACAUCUGUUGUAAUCUUUAGAAUUGCUUGUGCUUGACGUAUCGUGCUGUAUGCUAUACUUGCCAGUUGCCUUUACAGUAGCUCUACUCGAUAUUCUGUGUACCAGUAUUUUUUUUAAUGAUCUGUAAAGAUGAACAUGAUUGUAUUACCCUCCCAUGUAAAAUACUUUAAGUGUCCUGUUGCUUUUUUUAUAAACAUGAAACCAUGAAUUUGCCAGAAGAUGAUUUCUGAUGAUCACGGUGGACCAGCAAGUCAUUGCGAUUCUAAAUAUUUGUCAUAUUGAAGCUGCCUCGUGAACUGAAGAGAUAUUAACCGAAAAACAAUGUGUGUAAAAGCUUAAAUUGUGAAUUCCAAAAUGAAUGCAGAGUUUAACUUUAUCUGUUUCAUGUAGGGUUUUUGUUUUUGUUUGUUUGUUUGUUUGUUUUGACUUAAAACUUGUGUAUCAAGAUGUCACUCUGUACAUACAGACGGUCUGUUUUUGGUAUCGCUGCUUUCAGUCAAUUUUGAAAGAAUAUACAAUAGACUGUUAUUAUUUGCAGUAUUUCAGGCGACCAGCCACCAUGACAGAAAAUAUGUUUAAAGGUUACUUCACCCACAAAAUUAGCAUUUGUAUAUCAAUCAGUCACCCCAUGUUACGUUGAAUCCAUGAAGAAAAUUUUGUUUCUCUUGCAUGCCUCUGGUGAACGAAGGAUCUAAAACCUUAGAAAAUUUUGGAUGAAUUAAAGUCAUAGGGGUCCGCUUUUGACAACAACAACUAUAUCGAAAUAUCUGUUUCUCCAUUUAUCCAGUCGUAUGCUCAGUACGUCCCUAACACAUGCAUGUUUGCUAAAACCGUACUAUUUGAAAGACUUGUAGGUAAACAGCCUUACCCACAGAAGAGUAGUGCGCCUAGGCAAGUGUGUGCGUUUGAACUCCGCUCAAUUGAAUCGACAACUGAAGUUCAAAAGGACAGUUUAGAGUCACCAAUUAACCUGCAUGUCUUUGGACUGUGGGAGGAAGCUGGAGUACCCGGCGAAAACCCACGCUGACACAGGGAGAACAUGCAAACGCAUAGAAGGGCUCCCUGCUGGAGGGAACCCUCUUGCUGUGAGGUGACAGUGCUAACCACUGCGCCACAGCGCCACCCUUGUUACGAUAUAUAUGUUAUUUAAUACUUGAGGAGAUGAUUCACCGCCAUAGACACCACCAUUUGAUAUAUUUCAGGCUGAUGGACUGUGGUGAAUUGAGAUUGUUAAAGCUGUUUAACAGUUAACCAUUAGCUAGUUAACAACUGUUAGUUAACUUAACUUAAUAUAUAAGUGCGCAGUGCAUCUUGGGAUAGGCUGGGUCACAAAGGAUUCAUCCGUUGCAUCCUCCAAAUUCUGGCAAAGAAGGCUGCAUUUCUCAGCCACAUUUGAAGGAGCCUUCAAAAUGGGACAACCUUGGUUGCACCAAUGUGACACUAUCAGUCUUCAAAUGCAGCCUUCGAAGGCUGCAGCCCCUGAAUUGUGACACAGCUUUUGUAAGUGGAUGCUCUAAUAUAGUUUUGCUGUUGUUAAAUGUGCCCUUGUAUGAUUUCAGUUCCUCAAGAAUUAUAUCCAUUUUUGUAUUUUUCGUUCACCUGAGGUGUGCAAGAAAGGCUGAGUGGUUUUCAUGAAUUGAACUCAGCACGGGGUGAGUAAGUGAUACACAAAUGAUCACUUUGCUGGAAAAGUAUUCCUUUAAAAACACAAGGCCAAAUUGAGAUUGAAAUAUUACAGAAACAGCAGCUGAGUCUGGCUACAUGAGGCAUCGAGUGUCACAUGCUGUAUCUCAUGCGACAAAAUGUACAAAAUGUUUCAUCUCACAAGAAACACAUUAUGUGCAGGAAACAAAUGUUGAGGGGGCAAGUGUCACCUUUGUAGGCUGGGAAUGGUGGAGGCUGGUGUAGCAACCUGCCAGUGAUGUUUAUCCAUCAUGAGACGAAGAUAACGAUACAUUCUCGGGCACAAAAGGUGACUUUUGGCAUUUGUACCAUUAAGAGUCAUUGUGCAGUGGGCGACACUUGGUGUACCAUACAGAAUAUUCUCUUGAUUAGAAAUUAAAAAUAUACAUAAUGUAUAAUUUCAUGCUGUCCAUGAUCUGCACACAUGCCACCAUUAAACUCUUUUUUUUACAUACAUAAUUUGCUCAUUACCUGUAUUCUAGUCUUGAAAUGACGUUGCUUGUAAUCUAAUGUACAGACGAUAAUUUCUACUUUAUGUACGACACUCUGUAACACAAAACAUAUAAUUUUACUGUUAAUCAGUGCAUUGUCUAUGGAAUAAAAUGUAAUUCAGAGCCUCACUGAAUGCCUUUUGUUCUUGCAUCUGAAUAAAGCAUCAUCUGCA